AGCUGCUCUUCGUCAAAGUGCAGGGAAAGCUUGGGCCAAUUUUCUCUAAUGCCAUUCCCUAGUUUACACCACAGUUGUUGGCGUAAACAGUAAGCUAAUUUUCCAAUGGGGGAUUUUUAGGGAAUCUAAAUAAUAAAUAAAUGCACAUACCCACAAAUGAAAAGCGGCACGCCAGUAAUUCAGAUCAGUAUGGAAUGAUAGUAUACAUAGAAGGGGAGAUUCAGGGCCUUUUCCAUUAUUCUCACGUUUGAGCUGAGAUCGCCGUCCAAUUUGUUCUUUCGGUUUUCAAGUAGGUAUCUUUCAGCAAAUGGAUUCAUCUGUGCUACCGGGCUUUAGAUUCAAUCCAAGUGAAGGAGAGCUCGUAUUUGAGUAUUUGAAGCGGAAAAACUGUGGCAUUAAGGAAACAUUGGAUGUGAUUCCUGAGGUGGAUGUUUACAAAUGCGAGCCUUGGGAGUUGCCAGACAGAUCUUUUCUGCCGAAGUGUAACGAACAGUGGUUCUUUUUUAGUCCUUGCGAUUGGAAGUAUCGCGGUGGUUCAGUUGAUAACAUUGCUACUGAAGCUGGCUAUUGGAAGAUCACAGGAAGCUACCACACAGUUCACUCUCAGUCAAUUUUAACAGGAGUAAGGAACACUCUAAGUUUCUAUAAGGGCAGACCUCCACAUGGAGAAAAAACUGAAUGGAUAAUGCAUGAAUACCAUAUUGAUGAAAAUGAAUUCAAGACAGGACCUGCUUUACAGAGUGCUUUUGUAUUAUGCCAUGUUCUCAGAAGGUACGAACUUCCUGCAAAAAGUGGUGGAUUAAAAAAUACAGAAAUUGAGAAGUUUGAUUCAUCGCCUAAAAGUAGAAUUCCUUCCUGUGCUGAAGACAAGUCUGAAGAUGGGUCUAAAAUUGGUUCGAUGCCAAAUGGUUUAAGAUCAAAUUCCGAGUUUGGAUGGCUUCCACCAUACAACAAUGAUUUUCCUCAAGCUCCAGCUGAUAUAAGCUUUACUAGGCCUGAAGCUACAUAUGGAUAUUUGACUGGUGAAGAAAUGGAUGAGUAUAUUGAACAAACAGAGAUCAUAGAGGAAAUUCUGCAGGCAUGUCUGGAUUCCCAGAAUUCUAAUGUGGAUCAUUCUUUCCCUCAGGAUAGCGAUGCUGACAUCUUGAAUGGUGACUAUAUAGAACUUAAUGAUUUUGAGAAUUGUGAUUCUUCUCUUUUAUUUGAGAGUGAAUUCAACAAUGGUCGUCCUGGAGAUUUGGGAGAGAGAUUCUAAAUUAGAUUUUAGUGGUUUUUUUGGGUAACUUUGGUAGAUAGUAAUUUCUAUAUUUUUAAGUAUUUUAGUUGCUAUGCAUAAAACUGCAAGUCUAUCUUUAUUAUGAGCUCUAUAAAGAGUUCCUUGUUGUCCAGUCUGCAAAUUAUAAUGAAUGAGGAAGACCUCUAUAUAAAGGAAUGAUGUAAUUGCUGUUUUGAAUUAGUAAAAGAUGUUUAUUUUUGU
Molecule: messenger RNA, 1477 nt
Organism: Cryptomeria japonica (Japanese cedar)
Lineage: Eukaryota; Viridiplantae; Streptophyta; Pinopsida; Cupressales; Cupressaceae
Product: NAC domain-containing protein 71-like
Exons: 3
Coding region: 308-1255 (315 amino acids)
Biological process (GO): regulation of DNA-templated transcription
Molecular function (GO): DNA binding
Source: RefSeq, a predicted model, not a curated record